UGCCAAAAUAGCUUCCAUUGCCGCCUUCGGAAUGCCCGAUUAGAUAACAGCGCGAUAACGAAACCGCCGCCAUGAAUGAACGAAGACAACUCAGAUAGCAAAACGCUCUCGAACAAAACAAAAUGAUUGCAAACGCGGUCAUGUUGUGAGUGCAAACGGCAUUCAGGAAGACCGAAUAGUGCCGGAUGAUGUUAUAAAUGCAGUGUUGACAGUGUUUUCAGUGCUUUGUUUUUUCGGUGAUGUGUCAGUGUUAGUGAUGGGUUGCCAGUUGGGUAAAUUGGCUGCCUCGGAGAGGAGGGGCGCGGGGGCGGCAGCGCCCGCGAUCGCGGACGGGCCGCCGCCGGCGACCGACCCGCGGCUGCCGCUGACGGCCAAGCAGAAGUACUCCAUGCUUGCCUCGUGGAAGGGCAUUUCGAGGGCUAUGGAGAAAACCGGCAUUUGCAUGUUUAUAAAGCUAUUCGAAGAGAACCAAGACCUGCUGAACAUGUUCGAGAAAUUCCGCCAAUGCCGGACGAAGGAGGAGCAGAUCAACUCCAUGGAGCUGGCGGAACACGCCAACAACGUGAUGAACACGCUGGACGAGGGGAUCAAAGGGCUGGACGACCUGGACAACUUCUUCGAUUACAUACACCAGAUCGGCGCCAGCCAUAGGCGGAUACCGGGAUUCAAAGUGGAAUAUUUUUGGAAAAUCGAGGCUCCUUUCCUUGCGGCCGUCGAGUCCACGUUAGGCGACCGCUACACACCGAAUGUCGAAAACAUCUACAAAAUAACCAUAAAGUUCAUCCUAGAAACGCUCGUCGAAGGCUUCGAGAAGGCUGGCAAUAAAACGUGAGCUGCCAUAAACUAGAAAAAAAAGAAAACGAAUAAACUUCUAGAACGCUGGCACCCAGUUCAAAGUUUGAAAAUCAAACGCAAGAUUCGAAAGUUUUCCAAUUUUUAUACGCGUCUAUGAGACCGAGUAACAUUCCAACAUUUGGAAUCGUCUUUGGCAAGUCAAUUUAUGAACAGUGACUAACAAAAUAAUUUAUAAAAAUGUGUAUAUUGUGAAUAUUUUAAUGCGUCUUAAAAGUAAGUUGUGACAGCUGUUAACGAUGGAACUUUUUAAGAGUUGAGAGUUG
Messenger RNA from Cydia amplana, 1118 nucleotides. Its product is annotated as neuroglobin-like. Gene Ontology annotation, biological process: oxygen transport; response to hypoxia. Bases 257 to 832 code for a protein of 191 amino acids. NCBI's taxonomy places the organism in Eukaryota, Metazoa, Arthropoda, Insecta, Lepidoptera, Tortricidae. The transcript has 4 exons. The record is from RefSeq and is a predicted model, not a curated record. Gene Ontology annotation, molecular function: oxygen binding; oxygen carrier activity; heme binding.